This is a messenger RNA of Musca vetustissima, 816 nucleotides long. It is a transcript of the gene RpLP0-like, whose product is annotated as mRNA turnover protein 4 homolog. Bases 28 to 816 code for a protein of 262 amino acids. Gene Ontology annotation, biological process: rRNA processing; nuclear-transcribed mRNA catabolic process; ribosomal large subunit assembly. Gene Ontology annotation, molecular function: RNA binding. Gene Ontology annotation, cellular component: preribosome, large subunit precursor; nucleolus. NCBI's taxonomy places the organism in Eukaryota, Metazoa, Arthropoda, Insecta, Diptera, Muscidae. The record is from RefSeq and is a predicted model, not a curated record. The transcript has 2 exons.
UUUUUUCUAAAUAAUCUAUAAAAUAAAAUGCCCAGAUCCAAAAGAGAUAAGAAAAUUUCCCUUACCAAAACCGAUCGUAAAGGUCUCGCUUGGAAGCAACAAAUUAUUGAUGACAUCCGAAGAUGUGUGGAGAAAUAUCCAAAUAUUUUUGUAUUUCAAGUGCAAAAUAUGCGCAACAAUUUGCUAAAGGAUCUGCGACAGGAAUGGAAACAGAACUCCCGUUUCAUUUUUGGUAAAAAUCGCAUUAUGCAAAUCGGUUUGGGUCGCACAAAAGCCGAGGAGGUUGAAACAGAUUUGAGCAAACUGUCCCGCCGUCUGACAGGCCAAGUGGGUCUAUUGUUUACGGAGAAAAGUAAAAAGGAGGUUUUGGAAUGGGCGGAAAACUAUUGGGCUGUGGAAUAUGCACGCAGUGGCUUCAAGGCAACAGAAACGGUGGUGUUACCCGAGGGACCUUUAGAAGAAUUUUCACAUUCCAUGGAACCACAUCUGAGAUCUCUGGGUUUGCCAACAAAACUGCAAAAGGGUGUUGUCACGCUCUAUUCAGACUAUACCGUUUGCGAGGAGGGAAAAGUUUUGACACCAGAACAAGCCAGAAUUCUCAAAUUGAUUGCCAAACCAAUGGCUAAGUUCCGUUUGACAAUGAAAUGUUCCUGGACCAAGGCGGAUGGUUUUGAAUUACAUGUACCCGAUGAUAUCAACGACGAUGAAGAAGAUAAGGCCGACAGUGGCCAAGGUGAGGAGGUUGAAGACGACGAAGAUGAUGAAGCCAUGGAACAGGAUGAUGAUGAAGAGUCAGAUGAAGAUGAUGAGGAUUAG